UCCGUUUUCUCGACAAUUACUCAUCAUUUAGCUCGUGUUUUAAAAAACAACACUAAACAAAAACAAAGUGAUCUCUCACCUUCACUUUCUGCGCUCCUUCUUCUUCACUCCUAUAUAUUUAAAAUGCUUCGACCUUUGUCACUCAGAAACUUCAUCAAUCUCUCUUCCAACAAAAACCCUAACCCUAAUUCUCUCAAGACAACUCAAAGGUCUCUCCUUUUUUAGGUUUAUUAUCACUUCCGUAUAAUCGCCAUGUCUUCUCUACCAUGGAAAAAACCAAAAUCGAGUCGAAUCUUAAGAUUCAUUUCUGAGUUUCAACAAUCACCGUUCGUUGAAACUGGCUUUCCAACUUCUCUGAUCGAUCUCUUCUUCAAGAAUCGCGAUCGUCUAAAAAAAUCUCCAUCUAAACGCUUCCAACGAAUCGAACGCCAGAUUCGAACCGCUCCAAACGCUUCUUCGUUGAGUAAUCAAGAUACGAUUUUUGAAAAGCCCUCGAGGAUUAAAACCGUUCGAAGUAAGGUCGAGAAAGUUAAUUGCGUUAAAGGUAAAUCAGCGGCGUUGAAGAAGAACGCGAUUAAAAAUAGCGUUUUCGGCGGUAGCGGUGAGGUCGUUUUGAUGGCGUUUAAGGUUUUGAUAGUAGCGUUGCUCGCCUUGAGCACGAAGAAGAAGCUCACUUUAGGAAUCACUCUCUCUGCCUUCGCUCUUCUCUUAACAGAGCUCGUGGCGGCGCGUGUUUUCACGCGCUCUAAUAACACCGACAAAGACAAAAACGCGAUUGCCCGCGAGAAAAUCGAAACUUUUGAUGAAACUCGAGUUCCCAAAGCGAUUCCAUGUCCUGAGGAAACAGAGCAUGUAGUAUCUGAAACAGAGGUUUCGAAGUUGAAAGGUUUAACGAUACGUGAUCUGUUGUCAAAGGACGAGAAAUCAACAAGUAAAAGUUGGAGACUAAAAUCGAAGAUUGUGAAGAAGUUGAGGAGUUACAAUAAGAAGGAUAAGAAGACGAUGAAGAUCAAAGAAGAGUCUUUGAUUGAAGUCUCGAGUUUGGUUUUAGAAGAUAAACCAAAGAAAAUUGAGUCUGAGAGAGACGAAGAAGAAACGUUGAAUCCUCCAGUGGUUGGAUCAAACCUGAAUGGGAUUGUUCUGAUCGUGAUUGUGCUAACCGGUUUGUUAUGUGGGAAGGUCUUAGCUAUUGUUCUGACACUAUCAUGUUUGGUUCUUAGAUUAGGAGCAGUCAAAAAAGUUAAUCUUUGCAUAUAAUUUUUUUUGUAUUUUUUAACAUGCUUGCAUGUGAAACUGUAAAUUUUUCUCAUUCAUAUGAAGGAGAUUGGAUUGAAUGUUGAAUACUUUCCCAAAUUAUUCACAAUCUUAAGUUUUAACGAAA
Arabidopsis thaliana (thale cress) is the source of this 1381-nucleotide messenger RNA. RefSeq names its product ethylene-responsive nuclear protein-like protein. The record is from RefSeq and is marked reviewed. The coding region runs from base 253 to 1257 and encodes 334 amino acids. The transcript has a single exon. NCBI's taxonomy places the organism in Eukaryota, Viridiplantae, Streptophyta, Magnoliopsida, Brassicales, Brassicaceae.